Messenger RNA from Coregonus clupeaformis (lake whitefish), 2585 nucleotides. Its product is annotated as solute carrier organic anion transporter family member 2B1. Gene Ontology annotation, biological process: transmembrane transport; bile acid and bile salt transport; sodium-independent organic anion transport. NCBI's taxonomy places the organism in Eukaryota, Metazoa, Chordata, Actinopteri, Salmoniformes, Salmonidae. Gene Ontology annotation, cellular component: membrane. The record is from RefSeq and is a predicted model, not a curated record. The transcript has 15 exons. The coding region runs from base 114 to 2102 and encodes 662 amino acids. Gene Ontology annotation, molecular function: protein binding; bile acid transmembrane transporter activity.
UAGCAGUCUUCUAUGUGAAUGAGGAGUGGAUACAGAACACAACACUACAACAUAGCUCUGUGUCAGGACUGGACUCAGAGAACACCACUACACCACAGCUCCAUCUACAGAAUAUGACAGCCAGCGACCUCCAGCUGAACUCUGAUUCCCAGAGGUCGAAGGUUCCCGCAAGAUGCAGGAGCCCCUUCAACAGCAUCAAGUUCUUUGUGCUGUGCCAUGGCAUGCUCCAGCUGGCCCAGCUGUUGGUGUCUGGAUAUCUGAAGAGCUCCAUCUCCACCAUAGAGAGACGCUAUGGCUUCUCCAGCCAGAAGUCUGGCAUCUUGGCAUCGUUCAAUGAGGUGGGGAACACAGUCCUGAUAGUGUUUGUUAGUUUCUUUGGUAGCCGUAUCCACAGACCACGGUUCAUUGGUGGAGGGGCACUGGUGGCCAGUCUGGCUGCUCUGAUGAUGUCUCUGCCUCAUUUCAUCAGUGGCCCAUACAAGUACACAGACCAUAUCAGCAAAUCCAAGGAUGACAACUCUGGCCUCUGCCAAUUAGAGAGCUCUUUCCAAACACCCUUGUCCAAUCACAGCUGCACGCAGCAGGAGAGUCACUCCCAGCAGGGAGUAUUCCCGCUCCUGCUCCUAGGACAGCUACUCCUGGGAAUCGGCGGCGUUCCCAUCCAACCCUUCGGAAUCUCCUACAUUGAUGACUACGCCAGCAAGAGGAACUCUCCCCUCUACCUCGGUAUCCUCCUGGCUGUCACGUCUAUCGGUCCUGCUUUUGGCUUUUUGAUGGGCUCCUACAUGUUGCGCUUUUAUGUCGACAUCGACAAGAUGUCCAAAGAUCAGAUAGGUCUGGAGCGAAGGGACCCUCGCUGGGUGGGAGCCUGGUGGCUAGGCUUCUUGGUGGCAGCCUCCUUCCUCUUCCUCACCUCCCUGCCCUACCUCUUCUUCCCCCGGCAGAUGCCCAAAGAGGAAACUGGAGGCGAUGCCACAGAGCCCAGAGCCCAGGAAGAAAAGAAACCACUGCCAGACCCCGUCCAGGAACUCACCCUCCCACAGUUCCUCAAAAGUUUACCCCGUAUCGCCCUGCGGACCCUGUGGAACCCCAUCUACCUGUUGGUGGUGCUGGCGCAGGUCCACCUGGCAGCGAUGGUAGCCGGCCUCGCCACCUUCAUGGCCAAAUUCAUAGAGCGCCAGUUCACCCAGACCACCUCCUUCUCCAACAUGAUGAUCGGUGGGGUGAGUAUCCCUCUAGCGGUGCUGGGCAUCGUGCUGGGUGGGGCUCUGAUGAGGAGGCUGAGUGUGUCUACCAGAGGCUCCGCCCUCAUGUGCACGGCAGCCAUCUUGAUGUGUAUGCUCACCGCUCUGCCUCUCCUCCUCCUUGGCUGCUCCACACAGAGGGUCACUGGCAUCUACCCCACCAAACAGAACGGUUCAUUGGGGUGUAGCUCUGGGUGCUCCUGUCCGACCGAGACCUUUAACCCAGUGUGUGGCUCAGACGGGGUGGAGUUCAUAUCACCCUGUCAUGCAGGCUGCACGACCAAAUUACAGGACAACAACACCAUCAAAGUCCUGAACUACACAGACUGUGGCUGCAUCAAGUUCAACGGGUCCCAUGGUUAUGCGUUGCCGGGGACAUGCGGUAGCGGCUGUAAACACCUCCUCUUGCCCUUCAUGGUUCUCUCUGCCCUCACCUGCUUCAUCGCAUCCUUCUCACAGACGCCAUCAUACAUGAUGAUACUGAGGACAGUGAGACCAGAGGAUAAGUCUUUUGCUGUGGGAGUUCAGUACAUGCUCUUCAGAGUGCUGGCAUUCCUGCCAGCCCCAGUCCUGUACGGCGUUGCCAUAGACACCACCUGUAUCCUCUGGGGGAAGAAGUGUGGGAGGAACACAUCGUGUCACUACUACAACAUGGACCUCUUCAGACAGAGGUUCCUGGGACUGCAGGUGUUGUUUGUCUGCGGAGCGUUUGUCUGCUUCCUGCUCUCUCUCCUCGUCCUGAGACAUAGGGCAGGACAACAAGGCCAGCAGGCGGGACAGAGAUACACUGUGGUGAACGGAGUAAAGAGUCCAGACAACAACACCGCCUCCAAAGAACUGCAGAGCAUGGCAGCAUGAGAGAGGCCUGAGAGAGAAAGAUAAUUGAACUGAAUUGCGAGCCGGUAGCCAGAGAAGAAGAAUGUAUCGAUCUAAUUCUCUAAAGAGUCAUGAUGAAGACUACAGAGAUGAGAAGCGCUCCGUGGGCAUCUUUCUCAGGGAGAGUCCAUCUCUUACUUUGUGUCCUCCAUUUUGUCCAUGGGAGGAACUGUUUCUCUCUCUCUCCUCCUGUUGGCCAAUGAGGAGUGUUUAAAUAUCUCUACACUAUUACUGCUCCCAAACUGCCAGUGCUGUAUCUGAGCCGUGGUAACAUAGCGUGUCAUUUUCUGAGACCAGUCUGAGUGGUCCCCUUUCCACUGAUACAGGGACAGAUCUUUUUCCAUCUCUCUUAUGGUUAAGGUUAGGACAUGGCGCAGGGUAAGAUGCUAUAAGCUGAUCCUAGAUCUCAAUAUGUUUUUUUUAGUAUCAUUUUAUUGUCACAUACACCGAAUAGGUGCAGUGAAA